AUAAAUGUAAUAAAACAUAUAUAUAUUAAACUCCGAGUGUAAAACAACAGCAGUAACGGUAUAGCCUACAUACCCGAAACUGCCGUAAAGUGUUUCGAUUUAUUUCAGACAGGAAGUGACGUCAGUUUCGCGCAUGCGCGGAACAAAUCGUGUUUCCGGGACGGAUCGGGUAGCCACACGCACCACCGUUAACCUUUUAAACGUUUUGCAGGUCUGUUACUGCGGGAACAUUUCCACGCCUCUAAACAUGACGCGGCACAAAACUGAACAUGAUUGGUUGCUUUACCUGUCAGUCGCGAUAAGUUCCAGGUCUUGCUACGAGACUACUCGAACACAGAAGCGGGAAACAUUUGAAUCUGAAAAGAGAAUGGCAGAAGCCAGUAUUUCAUGGGUUCAGGAUCAGUUCAGCUGUUCAAUCUGUCUGGAUCUACUGAAGGAACCAGUGACUAUUAACUGUGGACACAGUUUUUGUAUGAGCUGUAUUACAGACUGCUGGAAUCAGGAGGAUCAGAAGAGAGUUUAUAGCUGCCCUCAGUGCAGACAGACCUUCACUCCAAGACCUGCUUUAGGAAAGAAUGUGAUUCUUGCUGAGAUGGUGGAGAAACUGAAGAAAACUAAACUUCAGACUGAUCGAGCUGCUCCCAGUUAUGCUGGACCUGAAGAUGUGGAGUGUGACGUCUGUAUUGGGAGAAAACGCAAAGCUGGCAAGUCAUGUCUGGUGUGUCUGAACUCUUACUGCCAAACUCACUUUGAACGACAUGAAGAACUUCAUUCAGGAAAGAGACACAAAGUCACUGAAGCCACUGGAAGACUUCAGGAGAUGAUCUGCUCUCAACAUGACAGACUGCUCGAGGUUUUCUGUCGCACUGAUCAGAGAUGUGUUUGUUAUCUGUGUUUGAUGGAUGAACAUAAAAAUCAUGACACUGUAUCAGCUGCAGCAGAGAGAACAGAGAAACAGAAACCACUAGAGGACAACCAGAGAAAACACCAGCAGAGAAUCCAGGAGAAAGAGAAGAAGCUUCAGGAUCUCAGAGAGGCUGUGAAGACACACAAGCGCUCUGCACAGACAGCAGUGGAGGACACUGAGAGGAUCUUUACUGAACUGAUCCGCUCCAUUGAGAGAAGACGCUCUGAGGUGAUACAGCUGAUCAGAGAUCAGGAAAAGACUGCAGUGAGUCGAGCUGAAGGACUCUUGAAGGAACUGGAGCAGGAGAUUGAUGAUCUGAGGAGGAGACAUGAUGAGAUGGAGCAGCUCUCACACACAGAACAUCACAUCAGUUUCCUUCAGAGUUUCCAGUCUCUCUCAUCAUCCUCUGGAUGUACAGACAACAUCACUGUCAGUUCUCUUCUCUUGUUUGAUGAAGUGGGGAAAUCUGUCUCCAUACUAAAAGAAAAGGUGGAGGAUUUCUGUAAAGAAGAGACUGAAAAUAUAUCUGGCAAAGUUUCGUACAUUAUCAUUAUUCCCACCAAUGAUCCAAGUACCAGGAUGGAGUUCAUACAAUAUUCCUGUAUGUUCUCUCUGGAUCCAAACACAGCACACAAGAAUCUCUGUCUGUCUGAAGGAAACAGAGCGGCUACUGGCACUGACACAGAGCAGCCGUAUCCUGAUCAUCCAGACAGAUUUGAUUACUGGGAGCAGGUGUUGUGUAGAGAGAGUGUGUGUGGACGCUGUUACUGGGAGGUCGAGUGGAGUGGAGAUAACACUGAAAUUGUAGUGUCAUAUAAGAGCAUCAGCAGAAAGGGAGAAUCAAGUAAAUGUUUAUUUGGAUGUAAUGAUCAGUCCUGGAGUUUGGUCUGCUCUUCCUCUAAAUGUUCAUUAUGGCACAAUAACAUAGAGACUAAACUCCCAGUAGUGUCCAGCUCAUCUAUAUUAGGAGUGUAUGUGGAUCACAGUGCAGGAAUUCUGUCCUUCUACAGCGUCUCUGACACAAUGACCCUCAUCCACAGAGUCCACACCACAUUCACUCAACCUCUCUAUCCUGGGUUUUUGUUACGUAAGAUCUCAAAAGUGAAGCUCAUCUAACAAAAUAAAGGUUUGCAUUUUGAUUUAAAUACACAAGUGUGAUCUAAAAUAUUAAUAUAGUUUGACAAAUCGAAAGCUACAUUAAAAUACAUAUAUGUUAAACAUAGAUUGUACCUUUCAAGAAGAAAAAGUUUCAUGUGUACAGUCUGUCAUCAACAUUGUUGAAUGUUACAAUAUGUUAAGAAAGACAGUUAAGGACAAAUAAAGUACAAUUAAACCUACAGAUAUUUUCUUUACUAUUCUGAGUGUUCACUUAAGACUAUAUUUCACUUUUUCUUGACCACUUUCUAUAGCACAGAUGUACUGGACCAGAUGUCUUUCUCAAAACAUGUCAACAAAGUGUGCUUUAUAUUUAACUGGGUUAUCUUGAGGCUUGGUUACAAGCAAUAACAUUCAUUUCAUUUAUCAGUUUAAUUUAAAAUUGGUCAGAAUGAAACCAACUUCUUAAAAGUCAAUAUGCAGAUCAAUAUACUAAUUUACCCUUCGUUUACAAAAGCUAUUUAAAAAGACAUUUUUGCAUACGCAUGGGUUUUGAUCGUCUCAUACACCAAAAGUGUAUGGGCAUUAAGCAUCCAAGCAGGUGCUUUCAGCAGGUAGGAUCACCUGUGAUGAGCAGUUUUUAGAGGGAAAGUGAUGCUUUGGUUUCAUAGCUCUUGUGCAGCAUCCUCGAGUGAGUAAAACUCUGACCUCAGUGGAGGAUUUGACACUUACAUUCAUUUUGUUUGUUUGUUUUUUUACUCUGUGGUCGGUGUCCUUUCCCUGCUGAAGGCACGUCUUCAAGACACAAAGCAACUUUCUCUUGUGAGUUAUGUGGAUGUGUUUUGCGUCUAGAGUGGAUUUGAAGUCAGUGCGCCUCAGAUAUUUACUGUUUGUGUACUUGAUCUACACGAUAUGCUGUGGCAAUGAGAGUUACGAUACUGUGAGAAAUGAACUUAUCUAUCUAUUUAUCUAUUAUGAAAAAUGUACUGUUCAUUUGUAUUCUUCAUGCAGUUACUUAUGUCCAUCAUAUGACAAAUCCUGUGUUUCUGAAGAUCUAUUUGUAAAUAAAACCAAAUUUCCCACAGUAAAAACUUAAGUUGAGAUGGAGUGUACUGCCAAUUCUGUUGAAUCUCAUUGUGAAUCUCAUACCGUGCAGGCAAUGCUGAGCUUGAUCUGAAUGUGAUUCUGGCCGGAAAUGAUAAUAAAAUAGCUGUGCCAUUUCUGCAAGCGUCAUCUGUUAGCUGGACUAUUACUCUAAUUCUUAAAUUAUCCUAAGAAAAUUUCUCAUAGUUAUAGAAUCUUUUAUUAUUCAAAAUAAGAUCUCAAUAUUAUACAUGUUCCUUUUCUUUUCUUUAUAUUGACUAUGUACAGGAAGUGCAAAAAGUCAACCUUCGUCCCUUAAGUUAUGGCUCUCUCUCUCUUUCAUUUGCAGCCGGAGGCCACGUGACCUCCAUCAUG
This is a messenger RNA of Triplophysa rosa, 3460 nucleotides long. RefSeq names its product tripartite motif-containing protein 16-like. The record is from RefSeq and is a predicted model, not a curated record. NCBI's taxonomy places the organism in Eukaryota, Metazoa, Chordata, Actinopteri, Cypriniformes, Nemacheilidae. The transcript has 6 exons. Gene Ontology annotation, molecular function: protein binding; zinc ion binding. The coding region runs from base 134 to 2023 and encodes 629 amino acids.